AGCCAAGGAGAGAAUCUAUUCACAUGAGCUGAGCACCCAGUUGGGAGAAGGGAGCUGAUUCCAGAGGCGUUCUCCAUCCAUCUAUUUACCUUUUUCAUCUUUUUCCCUCCCUCCAAUCAACUUUGCAAAGUCAGUAUGCCAUCACUUCCUGCAGAGGCUGAAAUGAAUGCCCUCUCUUGCCCUCACUUCUCAGCCAGCUGCAUCCCCAAUGGAGGUCUGGCAAAGGAGUCCAGCAGUACCCUUGAGAAAGACCCUUGUAACAACACAGAAAAGGAAAGGAAGUGGAUCAGGCCUGAUGCGCCAAGCAAGUGCAGCUGGGAGCCCGGAAAAUCUCCCUCUGAAUCACCACAUCACCAUGUCACACUAACAAAGACUCCACAUAUUAUGCCAAACAUCCUGAAGAAAAUCGGCGACACUCCAUUGGUGCGAAUCAACAAGAUUGGAAAGCAGUUUGGUCUUAAAUGUGAACUUUUGGCAAAAUGUGAGUUUUUCAAUGCUGGAGGUAGUGUGAAGGACCGAAUUAGCCUUCGUAUGGUUGAAGAUGCUGAAAGGGAUGGUAUUCUGAAACCUGGGGAUACUAUUAUUGAACCAACUUCAGGAAAUACAGGGAUUGGACUGGCCCUGGCAGCUGCAGUGAAAGGCUACCGCUGUAUAAUUGUGAUGCCAGAAAAAAUGAGCAUGGAGAAGGUGGAUGUCUUGCGUGCUCUUGGAGCUGAAAUUGUAAGGACUCCAACUAAUGCGAGGUUUGACUCUCCAGAAUCUCAUGUCGGGGUGGCAUGGAGACUGAAAAAUGAAAUCCCCAACUCUCACAUUUUGGAUCAGUAUCGCAAUGCCAGUAAUCCUCUGGCCCACUAUGACACAACAGCAGAGGAGAUCCUACAGCAGUGCGAAGGUAAUAUAGACAUGGUUGUGGCUGGAGCUGGCACAGGGGGCACCAUCACUGGCAUUGCCCGAAAACUAAAGGAGAAAUGCCCAGGAUGCAAAGUUAUAGGUGUUGAUCCUGAAGGCUCCAUCCUUGCAGAACCUGAAGAACUGAAUGCAACAGACAAAACUAGUUAUGAAGUCGAAGGGAUUGGAUAUGAUUUUAUACCUACAGUUCUGGACAGAUCACUGGUGGAUCAAUGGUAUAAAUGCAAUGAUGAGGAGACAUUUGCCUUUGCGCGCAUGUUAAUCAGGGACGAAGGAUUGUUAUGUGGUGGCAGCUCUGGCAGUGCAAUGUCUGUGGCUGUGAAGGCUGCCAAACAACUGAAAGAAGGCCAGCGGUGUGUUGUCAUCCUCCCUGACUCUGUCAGAAACUACAUGUCCAAGUUUUUGAGUGACAAAUGGAUGACCCAAAAAGGGUUCAUGACAGAAGAGAAUGACAUCAUCAACAAACCUUGGUGGUGGCACUUGAAAGUUCAGGAACUGACCCUCUCUGCCCCUCUUACAGUACUACCAAGUGUCACCUGUGAAAAAACUAUUGAAAUACUUAAAGAGAAGGGCUUCGACCAGGUACCAGUUGUUGAUGAAUCAGGAGUGAUUUUGGGAAUGGUUACUCUUGGCAAUAUGCUUUCUUCAGUGCUUGCGGGCAAAGUACAGCCAUCAGACCAAGUCAGUAAAGUCAUCUACAAGCAAUUCAAAAAGCUGUCAAAUGAAUCAUCCUACAAAAUGAUCCAUCUGCAGGACAACUUGGGAAAGCUGUCUCAUAUUUUGGAAAUAGACCACUUUGCUCUGGUGGUUCAUGAACAGAUUCAGUCUGCUGUGGAGCAAGCUAAGACUGGUGCCUCAACACCUAAAACAACACUAUUUUUACAAGAUCACAGCAAUGGUGAAUCCAGUAAAAGGCAAAUGGUGUUUGGUGUUGUCACAGCAAUUGACUUGCUUAAUUUCGUGACUGCUCGAGAACAGCAGAAAAGGGCAACCUAACUUCAAGAAUACUGUUAAAUCUUGGUGGUAAAUUUUAAAGUGGCUUUUCACUGUAUUUUAAAGUGUCACCCUCUCCCCCCCCCCCUCCGCCGCACUUCCCUUUUUAUUAUAACAGCCUCAAAAUUUUUGUUUUGGUUUAAACAUAUAAACCAAAAGUCAUCAGCAAGAAAUAUUUGUUGCCAUUGAGUCUCUGCAGAUCUAAAUUCCAGGAUGCAAUGGACACCCCAACAUUUAGGGAACUUAACUUUGUGGUAGUGCUCAAGAUCAUUGAUAUCAUUUUCACACAACUGAGCAGCAGGACAAAUAUUCAUUUCAUGAUUGGUGUGACAAGGUCAUCAAGGAAGGUAAUAGUAUCCUUAUGGGGGCUUUCCAAAGCCACAGUAGUCCUCCUGUUAUAUGGGGAGCCCAUUUGGAAACUAUCCUUCUCUGUAUUACAUUUCAUUUUUUUAACAGCUAUGGAAGAGAGAUGGUCUUAGAUAUCUCAUUCGUCUUCCAAGUUCAUAAAUGUAAUAUCUACUGGAUAUGUUCUCUAUUACAGACAUAUGAAAAUACAUCUGUGUCCAAACGUGACUUUUAUGAGAAGACACUUUUCAUGUUUUUCUAACAAAAUUAUAGUUACUGUAUAUGUGGAGUAAUGAGGUGGACUCCAAAUAUGUUCUGUCUCCUUAAGAAUCUGGAAGUAAAGUCAGUGGCAGGGACAAAUGUCCAAUCUGUCCAAUGUCCAAUAAGAUGUUUCCCCAAACUCCAAAAUACUGAGUGGCCAAUCUUCUAGCUGUCUUAACAUGAGCUUAAUAGACUGCCCCAAAUUGUGAAGAAAUGGAGAAACAAGGGCAGAAUUCGAGUUAGCAAAAAAUACAUAAAAUAGAAACAGGGAAGAGUUUUUACCAGUAAAUCAGCAAAUUGGUUUUGUCAUGCUCUCCACACUUACUUUGUAUCAAAAUUGUGCAUUCUGUAUUUUCUACACAUUGUGUAUAAGGAUGUCAGACUUGCAUCAUCUUCAAUCAACACUAUUUUUUCCUUUGUUUUGUAUUAUUUGCUCUGUCAAACAUAAUGUGAAUAACCUGGAUUUGUAAUAACCUAUUGUCCCCUAAUUUGGAUAGCAGAAUUUUCUAGAGCGAUAUUUGUAUUCUGGAAGGGUGUUUGUAUUCAUUUUGUUGGAGCAGUAACAAGUCCUUUGGCACCUGAAAGAUUUAACAGUUUUUAUUUGGCAUACACCUUUUCUUCUGAGAUACGUGUAUCUAAAUAAAGAAAUGGGUUGUCACCAGCAGAAGUUCAUGCCAAAGAAAUGUGUUUGAUAACGUAAAACAUGGAAUGUCUGUAUAUUUUGUUCUGUGAAGACCAAAUCAUGUUUCCUGGAUUUUAAUUCAAAUCUUAAAAGUGCUAAUUAUGAUUUUUAA
Messenger RNA from Anolis sagrei ordinatus, 3302 nucleotides. Its product is annotated as cystathionine beta-synthase-like protein. Gene Ontology annotation, cellular component: cytoplasm. The record is from RefSeq and is a predicted model, not a curated record. Gene Ontology annotation, molecular function: cystathionine beta-synthase activity. Lineage: Eukaryota; Metazoa; Chordata; Lepidosauria; Squamata; Anolidae.